This is a messenger RNA of Aedes albopictus (Asian tiger mosquito), 1980 nucleotides long. RefSeq lists its product as uncharacterized. The transcript has 2 exons. NCBI's taxonomy places the organism in Eukaryota, Metazoa, Arthropoda, Insecta, Diptera, Culicidae. The record is from RefSeq and is a predicted model, not a curated record. The coding region runs from base 224 to 550 and encodes 108 amino acids.
UUUAGUUGAUGGGGUUACAUUCUAGAUCAGCAGGAGAAAUUAGAACCUCAAUAGAACAGCAGGUUUUACCGCUUCAUUUUCUCAAAGCAUGCAGAGAACUAUUUAAGCAUCGAUGCACCCUGGGCGUGUAGGCAUUCUCGGUUCGAAACGUGCUUGUGACGGUUAUAGUCCUAAAGGGAGAGAAGACAUUAAGUUAUUGUGAUAUCACCUUGUUUAUUUCAUCAUGUUCAAAAACCUGAUCAUCACCAGCGUGCUGGCAUACGCCUCCGCCUCACCAAUUGCAACUUUCCUGACUCCAACCGGUGCAAUUGCACACUCCCCAGCAGGCAUCAUCAAUUAUGCUGCACCGGAAUCACAUGCCAGUCUAGUGCAAUUUGCCUACCCACCAUCAUUGGCGACUGCGGCAGUUGCAGAAAUCGCAUUCCAAUUGCCUGGUAUCAGUAGGAUAACGGAAUACGAGGCUACCCCGCUGGUACCAGUAGUGGCUGCACGGCGAUACUACGGAGCAUUACCAUCGAUAGUAGCGGCGGCGGACGCACCGUACUAUUGACGCUAGAGGUCUGAGCGCUCUGCAAGCUGCAUCGCUUCCGCUUGCAUUGCGUUCGGUAGCUUCAUCUAUGGGAAUAAAGAGGAGGUUGAACUAUAACUGUAGGACAAUGGAAGCGACUGACCUGACGGACUAUUGAAUUCAGACAAGAAUGUGGCACUCAGGACGAAUAAGUAGGUUUCUUUGCAACUAGGAAUGUAAUUUACCAAGCCGACAAGAAAGUAUGAUAAAAUUAAUAGUUGAUAUAGGAGGGCUUGUUUUUUGAUCAGCCAGAGUGAACUCAGUGUAAAGUACCCAGAAAUAAAAUGUAAUUAUAUCAAUAAUUUUAAAUAAUUUACAUGGAUUCUUCAUCUCCGAUCGUUAAUGAACGCCUCUGCAAGUGACAUGUGUGCAGAAAAGUUUUGAAUGGUCUUAGCUGUUGUUAAUUUGCGAGUGGUUUUUUUCCUAAAAGUUUUGGAUUUUUUUCUGGUAUUCUCCAUUUCUCCCAAGUUUUCAUCUAGAGGUUUUUUAAGAAUUUGUUCCCAUACGAAGGUAGUUCCUCCCGUAUUUUUUUUGGUUUUCUUUUGGAACUCCUGUCCUGUCUUUUCCAAAAUUUCUGCAGGAGUCUUUCACAAUUUUUGCUAUGAUUUUUUGCGAGAUUUUUUUUGCAGAAGUCCUCCUAAGGGUUUUUUUCUAGAGAGUUUUUAAAUAUUUCUCUUGGAUUUUCUCGCGAAAUUUCGUACGAAGUUCCUCCUGGGAUUCCUCCUGAAGGUUUUCAUAAUUCUUCCUUGAAAUUUCUCAAUAUUUCCUCAUGGGAUUCUUUCCAGAGGGCUGUAAAACGGUGAGUCGAUAAGGAGAACGUCCAACAUAGAUCUAGUCCUCACAAGUUCCUACCUCAUGCUUCCACGGGUCAAGUGAUGACAAAGACCGCCAGCUAAGAGUUGUGUGCUUAGCUGGUAGUGCAGCCUGGGCACUAUUAUCCAUUCUGACUUCAGCUAGAUUGAGGAAGUACGUCUCGUGCGUCUGUUCACCAAGGAGGUGUGGCUCAAACAGCGUCUGUUCUGGCAUCAAGCGGCUGAGUAUGAAAUGCUCCUCCACCGGAAGCUAUAUCUAAGGUGGUAGCCCCCCCACGGUGGAUAGGGAACCUUAGGCCAACAACCUACUGUUUCCGAAACCCAAAAAAAACGUUACUGAAACCGAAAAUGAUGGAUUAUGAACUGGCAAUGACUUUUAGCGCUAAACAAAGAACAAGAAUUAGAACUUGGAAUGUAUUAACCUUCAUCCAGCCAACGUACAUUUUCCACCUUCGGAAAAGCACAAAAAUGGUCAUAACUUUUUUGUUUUUCGAUGGAUUUUGAUGAAAUUUUCACAACUUCCCGAAAAACUUUUCUAAUUUAUUAUGCCGGGGACAUGGGUGCCUGGUCCACAUGGUUCCGGAGUUAUUCCGGAUUGUC